Messenger RNA from Conger conger (European conger), 2254 nucleotides. RefSeq names its product eukaryotic translation initiation factor 5A-1. Gene Ontology annotation, biological process: positive regulation of translational termination; positive regulation of translational elongation. Gene Ontology annotation, molecular function: ribosome binding; RNA binding; translation elongation factor activity. Lineage: Eukaryota; Metazoa; Chordata; Actinopteri; Anguilliformes; Congridae. The record is from RefSeq and is a predicted model, not a curated record. Bases 373 to 840 code for a protein of 155 amino acids. The transcript has 6 exons.
UUUCGUGAUUUUUUUUUUCGAAGACUGGCUGUGGCUGAGGGUGUGAUUGAGAGGGAGUGCAUAACGGAAAGUCUGAGAUUUGGCUCUACUGAGGUUUUCAGCUUGCGGUGCUCGUUGGCCUGGACAGUAACAACUUGCUAAAAAAGACAAUAUAUAACAGGAGAGACUGGGAAACAGGAAGCGCCUGGAAUGAAAGCAUAAAGGAAACAGAAAAAGGAGCAAAGGCACGACAGUCAACGCGACAGACACGAGAGUGACAGACGGCAGAGACUGACAGAACGGGGAAGAGAAAGGGGGAGAUAGAGAGGCCAAUUGUUUUGAGUAAAUAGUACACCAGACACUCACAGGGAAAGCUUGCAUACUGGUGCUGGCAUGGCAGACGCAGAUUUGGACUUUCAGACGGGCGAUGCUGGGGCAUCUGCCACCUUCCCCAUGCAGUGCUCUGCCCUGCGCAAGAACGGCUUUGUCGUGUUGAAAGGUCGGCCCUGCAAGAUUGUUGAAAUGUCCACCUCCAAGACGGGCAAGCAUGGACACGCCAAGGUCCACAUGGUUGGCAUAGACAUCUUCUCUGGGAAGAAGUAUGAAGACAUCUGUCCCUCCACUCACAACAUGGAUGUCCCAAACAUCAAGAGGAUGGACUACCAGUUGAUUGGUAUACAGGAGGGGUACCUGUCGCUCCUCCAGGACAGUGGGGAGGUGCGGGAGGACCUGAAGAUGCCUGAAGGAGACCUGGGAAAGGAGAUUGAGGCAAAAUAUAAUGCUGGAGAGGAGAUCCUGAUAACUGUUCUAUCUGCGAUGAAUGAGGAAUGUGCAGUUGCUAUCAAAGCAAUGGCUAAGUAAAGUACUGAAGGGGUUACCAGAUGUAUUGGACCUGAAAAAGAAAAGAAUACAACCUCAGCAUUGCUAUUUCUCUUACUUUCUUCUUUCUUCAAAUCAGCCAGUCCCUCUUUCUUUCUGUACUUUCUGGUCCUUCUUUGGGUUAAAUUAGAAAAUACAUUUAAUAAAUAACUGGAAAUUAAAUACAGUGGAAAAAGUCUUUUAUAUAUAUAUAUAUUAAACACGACUGCACACUUACACCAGUAAAAAAAGUUUUAAUAUAAAAAAGAUGAGGGAUGUAUGUAUUCUCACUUAGCCUCCUGUAGGUAGUAGAAGGUUGAAAAUAUAAUGGAUUGAAAUGCAAUGGUUUGUCCACCACCUUUCAAAAAGGCAGAAUUGAAAAAAAGGUGAUAAAACUUUGUGAUACAAGUACCAAAUUUGAUACAAAGGUAGCUCUGUAUGAUAGAAAUAGAUUCUGAUAUGGAGCCAUCCCAAAAUAUGGGGCCAUGGCGGCAAUUGUUCUAAAUGGCCACCAAAUAGCAUGGAAUCCAAUGGUGAAAUGAGUUAUUGUCCAUCCUUUAACAUUUCUUUUGAGAUAUAAUUGUUCUAGUCAACUGUAAAUGUUUGAAAUAUCAAUUGUGAAACAUUUACUUUUUAUACAGUGCCCUCAGGAACAGUAUUGCUGUAUGCUUAAGGCAUUUGGAUUUGAGAUGAAAUGAUGAAUACAGGUCAGAAGUAGACAAUCCAAAUUUAUCAUACUGUACUUCUGCCAUCCUUAAUAAUGAUCACUAAGUAUGAUUGAGCAUGUUCCAGAAGCAGUCAGACAUGCCCAAGCCAUGACACUACUUCUAUAUUUCACAGAUGAAGGGGGGGUCUUAUAUCAUGGGCUGUUCCUUCCUUUCUCCACACUUUCAGCUCUCCAUAAUUUUAGUUUAUUUUGGUCUCUUCUGUCCAGUGUCUGGCUUGUCUGUAUUUUUUUGUGAAUUCUAAUCUGGCCUUUUGAUGCCGAUUAGUUUUGCAUCUUGCAGUUUAGCCUCUAUAAAUCUGCUCUUAAAGUCUUCUGCUUACAGAAGCUUGUGAUAUUUUCACCCCUGCCCUCUGGUGAUUAAUGGUGAUGCCACUGACUGUUGUUUUAGGGUUUUUCUUCACAGCUCUUAGGAUUCAUCAGUCAUCAACUGCAGUUGUCUUCAUUGGCCGUUCCGGUCUGGUGCUUAUACCAGAUGAACAUAAAGGCUAAAACCAAGACUAGACUUACUCUACUCUUUUAUGGCUGAAUAAUCCAUGCAAAAGGAAACACCUAAGCAAACGUUAACACCUGUCACCUGUUAACUUACUUUUGUACAGCUGAAAAUAGUGGACUCAACACAUAAAACAGUUGUUUCUAUAAAAUGGCAAAACAUGCAUGUAAAUACCAUGAAAUAAAAACAGAUUGUCUGCC